CAGGAGUUUUUUUACUUUCACUUUAGCCAUCUUGGUGUGAGGACACAACUGAUUUCAGCAGGCACAGCUCUACUGUAAUUCACACCUUUUGCACUGUCAAGUUAAUCUUGGUGUAAGGAGACAUUGGAGACAUCAGCAGGUCAACCAGUCUAUGGUGUUUUCAGCAGAGUGACAUCAUGGCCUUUUCAGAAUCUGAGGCACUGUAGGGGUCUGGUGCAGUGUGUCGGGCAGCAGCCAGGAACAAGGCCCUGGCGGACUAACCCCCUGCUUCCAGGACAAGAAAUUGGGACAUGGAAUGUUCCUCUCUGGUGAGAAGGAGCCUGAGUUAGUGUGUGAGGUUGAGAGGCACCGAAUAGAUAUAAUUGGCCUCAACACACAGCUUGGGCUCUGGAACCAGUCUCCUGGAGAAUGGAUGGACUCUGUCUCCAGCUGGAGAUGCCCUUGGUGGGAGGUAGCAGGCCAAGGUGGGUAUCCUAGUAUCCCCUCGGCUUGCUGCCUAUAUGUUGGGGUUUUUUCCCGUGGACAAGAGGGUUUGUUCCCUGCGCCUUCGGGUCGGGGAAUGGGUCCUGACUGUCAUCUGCACAUAUGCACUGAAUGACGAGUACCCAGCCUUCUUGGAGUCCUUGGGUAAGAUGCUCCACCUGGGGACUCUGUUGUCCUACUGGGAGACUUCAAUGGUCAUGUGGGCAACGACAGUGAGACCUGGAGGGGCGUGAUUGGGUAGAGCAGCCUCCCGGAUCUAAAUCCGAGUGGUGUGUUUGUUUUUUUUCUUUCUUUCUUUCUUUUUUAAAAAUAAAAAUAAAAUUAAACAAAAAUUCUUAAAUUCUGUUAAAAUGACAAUCAGUCUAAUGGAAACAGUUUCAUGGAUUCUUAGUUUACAUUUAAAAGCACUUAAUGAAAUGAAUUAAGUCAUUUUCCAGUUGUUCUGCAGGUUGUUCCAAGCACAGGGUGCUAAAUGCACGAAAGCUCUUUUGACAAAUUCAGUUCUGGCAAAUGGAAUAGAAAGCACCAAGUAACCUUCUUGUGGAUGAAGAGGAUAACGACCAGCAUGCUUCAUUGCAAGCUGGGAACAUAUAUAAGAAGGCAGCAAUCCCAGUAUUGCCAUAUAAAUAAAACUGCAUAGUGAGAGUUCCUCCUACUUGCCAAAGCAGGCCAUCCUACCUGAGAGUAGAACUCACAGUGGUGAGUCUGAAAUUUACGGUUAGUGAUGAACAUCAGAUCAACCAGUAUCAACCAUUUGAAGACAUUGAGCAGCAGAAGCAUUCAUAUAUAGAAUAUCCCCAUAAUCCAGCACAGGUAAAAAUGUUGAAGCAACAACUUUGUAUUAAAAGGAAAACCCAUAUAUGUAUACGUGUGAACAAACUCUAUUAUAUUACCCUGAAGAGUGGUUACUGAUGGAAUUGUUUGGGUCCAUUUCCUUGAUUUAGAAAACAACAUUAGCUUUGUUUUGUCUGAAUUGAGAACAAGUUUAAGCUAAAGUAAUGAGUGCUGGACAGCAGAAAAGGUUUUCUGCAAGAAGUCAAUGUCUUGGACAAGAGUUGAACCACAGCUGUAAAUAAAUGUGUCAUCAGCGCAGAAGUGCAAUUUUGCAUCUAGCACAUUUAGACCAAGAUUGUUUAUGUAAAUGAUAAAUAGAAGGGGACCUAAUACAGAACCCUGUGACACUCUGUUUAUUUCUUGGACUUCUGUGCAAAUCCCAUUUUGUCCAUAACGAGUACCAUGUUCGAACACAGGUGUUUCCAUAAGUGCACAUGGCACCAGGAUGCCCUAGGUCACGGGUCGAUGAUGGAUUUUGUAAAUGUAUCACUGGACCUGUGGCCAUAUGUUCUGGACUCUUUGGUAAAGAGUUGGGCUGAGAUAUCAGCUGAUCACAACCUGGUGGUGAGUCGAAUCACACGGACAGACCAAGCACACCUAAAACGACAGUGAAGGUGCGCUGCGAAUGCCUGGCAAAGGCUCCAGUCCAUGAGAUCUUCAACUCACAGCUGUGGCAUGUGGAGCGUCGGAGGCAACAAGUCAGACUCCUAGUGGGAAAUGGCCUCCAGUUUGCCUGUAACAGGCCGUGGCCUAGUGUGAGCAGUGGGGAUGAGAAUCAACAUUUUCCACCAUGUUCCUCAGUCGGAAAAGGAUGGAGUGCCCACUCUGGGUCAUGGAUGAGAUCCUGUCCCAGGUGGUGGAUUUUACGUAUCUUUAAGUCUUUUUCACGAGUGACAGGAGAAGGAAGCGGGAUAUCGAGAGACAGAUUGGUGCUGCAGCUGAAGUGAUAUGGAUGCUGUACCAGUCCAUCGUGUUGUAGAGACAGCUCAGUGUAAAAGGGGGAAAAAAGGAAAAAAGCAAAAAAGAGUUUGCAGCCUUACACCAAAUUGCACAACUGUCGACAAAUGGGGUGUGUCACAUUGAACUGACUGUGCCUGUAUUUUGAAAACUACCCACACCUAACUGUAACUGGGGACUGCAUUUAGUAAAUACAGUCCAUAGUUUCUCACACACACACACACACACACACACACACACACUGCGACAACAUGGUGAGAGAUGGGUGGAUCAGAUGACAGUGAGAUAAUGUUCAAAUAUGAUAGCGGUUGUUAGGUAUAGUAAGAAAUAUUUUAAAGAACAUUUUGUGGUCUAUUUAGUUAUUGAAAACGAUGUAAUGAAAUGUGGUGAAUGGGAGGGUGAUGGAAAUAUGUGUGUUGUCAUUAUGAUAAUUUUUUUCAGCACAUGAACUCAGAAUAAUGCUGUUUGGAAAAAGUGAUGACAAGAAAUCAGCCCUGGAAAACAUCAUCAUUGGAAAGAAAAGAUCCAUUGUGUCUAAAGUCCUUGGAGGAAAGCAAUGUCACGCUGCCUCUGGAGAGUGGAACGGGAAACCGUUAACAGUAGUCAAAACUCCCGACAUCUUCAGUCUGCCUGUGGAAGCGCUGUUUAAAGAGAUGAAGAGCUGUGUGAGUCUCUGUCCUCCUGGACCAAACGUUCUGCUGCUGUUAGUGAAACCUGAUUUCACUGAAGAGGACAGAAAAACUCUGAACUUGGUCCUCAGUGUGUUUGGUCAAGAUGCAUUUAAGCACUCCAUGGUCAUCCUGACACAUAAUGAGAGAAAGAGUAAUUCAGUGGAAAGACUCAUCAAACACUGUGAUCACAGGCAGAGAUAUAUCAGUUUUGACAAAAAAGACAUUUCCAUAUCUUACUUAGAGUUGAUGGAUAGAAUAAAUCAAAUAGUGAGUAAAAACUGGGGAAAAUAUCUCAUGUUAAAAGAAGAGGCUAAACCCAAGACAGUGAAGUCCAGUCUGAACCUGGUUCUGUGUGGGAGGAGAGGAGCAGUGAAGACGUCAGCAGCCAAGGCCAUUUUAGGUCAGACUGAGCUUCAUUCAGUCUCCAACUCAUCAGAGUGUGUUAAACAUCAGGGAGAGGUGUGUGGACGUUGGGUUUCCCUGGUGGAGCUGCCUGCCUUGUAUGGAAAACCUCAGGAGGCAGUGAUGGAGGAAUCAUUCAAGUGUAUCUCCCUCUGUCAGGCAAUCCAUGCCUUCAUCCUGGUCCUACCUGUGGCUCCCCUCACUGAUGAAGACAAGAGAGAGUUGGAGAUCAUCCAGGAAACAUUCAGCUCUCGAGUCAAUGACUUCACCAUGAUUCUGUUCACUGUGGACUCAGAUCCUACAGAUCCAGCUGUUGGUAACUUUUUCAAGGAAAACCAGGACAUCCAGAAGCUCCUUCAGACCUUCAGACAGAGACAUGUGGUUCUCAAUAUCAAGGCUAAACAGCAGAGGGAUAGUUUAGAGACCAUGCUUCAGACUGUGGAUAAAAUGAGCCUGUCUGAAAAGAGCAUGGGCAAACCACACUGUUAUACAGCUAUAAUCUUUCUACAUGCACAAAUGGAGAAAGUCUUACAACAAGAGCAAAUCAUUAAGAUCCAUCAAGAUGAAGCUAGGAAAUUGAAGAUGAACAUGAUCACUGGUGGUGAAGGUGGAGAACAGGACUCAGACUGUCUCAGGAUUGUGCUGAUUGGGAAGACUGGCUGUGGAAAGAGCUCUACAGGAAACACCAUUUUAGGAACAGAUGAGUUUAAAGCUGCAUCAAGUCAAAUAUCAGUUACACAAAAAUGUCAGAAAGUACACGGUGAGGUGGACGGUCGUCCUGUUGUUGUGGUCGACACUCCUGGUCUGUUUGACACAAGUUUGUCCAAUGAAGACAUUCAAGAGGAGAUGGUGAAAUGCAUCAGCCUCCUGGCUCCAGGACCACAUGUCUUCCUGCUGGUGAUACAGGUUGGCAGGUUCACAGAAGAGGAGAAAGAGACACUGAAGCUCAUCAAGCAAUUCUUUGGGAAAGAUUCAGAAAAGUUCACCAUUGUUCUUUUAACCAGAGGAGACGAUCUGGAGCGUCAGGGAGAGUCUAUUGAUGAUUACAUCAAGAACAAAUGUCACAGUUCCUUUCAGAAGCUGAUCUCUGACUGUGGAAGAAGAUACCAUGUGUUCAAUAACUCUGAGAAACAAAACCAAAAACAGGUCACUGAAUUGAUAGCAAAGAUUGACACCAUGGUGAAGGACAAUGGAGGCAUCUACUUCACCAAUCAGAUGCUGCAAGAGGCUGAAACUGCGAUACAGAUGAAAAUGGAGAGCAUCCUAAAGAAGAAGGAAGAAGAGAUUCAGAGAAAAUACAAUGAAGAAAUGGAAGCCAUUAAAGAAACCAUGGAAAAAGAGAGAAAACAAAUGGAACAGGAGAGACAAGAAAAAGCCAAAGAACUCCAGGAAAUGGAGGCGAAAAUUAGGUUCGAACAAGAGAGGAGAAGAAAAGAAGAACAAAUUAGAAAUGAACAAGAAAUCAAUAAGAAAAAGGAAGUAGAAAAACAUCGAGAGAAUUUUAACAAACAGAUUGAAAUUGUGGAUAAACAAAUUCAGUCAGAAAAAGAGGAAAAGAAAAAUGUGGACAGAAAGCUGGAAGAAAGCAGAGAACAGCUGAGAAAACAACAAGAAGAGUGGGAGAAAGAACAGAAAGAGUGGUGGGAGAAACAACGACAAGAAGAAGAGAAGAGACGAGAGGAAGAGCAAAAAAUCAAAGAGCUUGAAGAAAAGUACAAACAAGAAAAGCAAAUAUAUGAAAAUAAACUUAAGGAGGAUCAACUCAGAAGAGAACAGGAGGAAAAAGAGAAGAAAGAACUGGAGGAGAAACAUAAGAAAUCCCUGGAGGAGAUGAAGAAAAAGCAUGAAGAGGACGCCAGAAAGGCAGCUGAAAAUGCCAAUGAAUCCCAAAAGAAACUUGUGGAGGAAUUAGCUUAUCAGAAGAAAGAAUAUCAGAAGGAAAUGAAUGAGUUACUGAAACAUGUCAUCAAAAGGAAUUCCAGUUAUUACAAGAUCAAGAGAUUACUGGAAAAACAGGAAAAUGAAAUGAAGAAAGUGAAGGAUGAGGAUAAAAAAGAGGAACUCCAGGAAACACAUGAAAAAGAAUUAGUUACGCUUAUGCAAGAAAUCUUAUCAGAAGAGAUCAAUGACACAUCAGCCUGCAGCGUUAUGUGAUAAGAAAUGAACAGUCUCAGAUGCUUCAUUUUAUGUCAUUAAAAACAAAACAAAAAGAAAUCAGUACUUCUUAAAAGUUCUGUAUACUUCCCCAUAUUUUGCAGCACAUAGAAAACACUUGACUGGAGAUUCAUUGUUUUCUAAAGCUUAAUACAGGGAUGAGUGGAAGUAAUGGUCUGUUCUUCCCAUUUAAACUUUCUUUUCCAAUAAAUACAUAAAAACAACCUAACAAUAUGAGGGUAUGUUACAGAACUCCAUUUGUUAGCUUACAAAAACACUAAAGACAAGUUAUUAUACAAGCACUUCUUUACAUAAUUAUGUAAUUUAUUUCUGUCACCAAUGCAAUGAACAAUCACAGCAGAUGAGAAGAAUUUAUUAUCUCAACACAAAUCUCUGACGUCAGAUGCAGCCAGGUCACAAAAUGAUCCGAAAAGGGGAAAAAUUGAAUUAUAACAGUAAAAACAGUCAAUAAAAAAAUCACAGUGGAUCGUUAUUUGAUUAUUACAGUAAACAAUGGGGCAGAAAGCUGUAAUACAGUUUUGUGUGAUCAUAAUGAGUUGUUAAGUAACAAUAUGUUCAUUUAUAAUCAUUAUUAUUUUCAUAAAUUUAUGUUUGAUUAGUGAAGAAGGCAAUUUAUCAUAAAUGUAUGAAUAAACAGGUGACAGGAAAACGUCUUUAGUUUUGGUCAUUAGAGACAGUUUGGUUUACUUUCAGUAAAAAAAGAUUUUUAUGACUUGAAUGAAAUUGAAUGUUUAGAUAUAAGUCAUUCUAUUCUCUCUGUGACCUUUAAAUUACAAAUAUUACAGCAUUAACUUAAUUUUUAAUAUAUAUUAAUAUCACUUAAAUCAAUCGCAUAUUGUAAUAAAAAUCCCUUUAAUGCUUUGAUUUUUUUCUUUGAUUAUUGAUUCUACAAUAUGUUUUGUUGUUUCAUAAUGAAUGACAUAACAGAGCCUGAUUUUAAUGAUAUGUCGUUUGCUUGUUUCAUAUGUGUUCUUUGAUUUUACUUCAGUUCUUGUCUGUGGUUCAGUGUGGACUGUUGUUAAACGGUGAAGUCCAAAGUUACUUUUUUCAGUAACUUCAUGUCUUUCUUGAUGUUUCAUCAAAGUAAACAUUGAAUUAAUAUCUCCACCUA
This is a messenger RNA of Oreochromis niloticus (Nile tilapia), 6633 nucleotides long. Its product is annotated as GTPase IMAP family member 8-like. NCBI's taxonomy places the organism in Eukaryota, Metazoa, Chordata, Actinopteri, Cichliformes, Cichlidae. The coding region runs from base 2733 to 5501 and encodes 922 amino acids. The record is from RefSeq and is a predicted model, not a curated record. Gene Ontology annotation, molecular function: GTP binding. The transcript has 5 exons.